AUGGACAAAGGCAAUGAUCUGACAGCCCUCUCAAGAACUAUUUCCGCAUCUUCACUUAGAGGGCGAUUGACGAAGUUAACCGGCGCACCAUUGCGUCCUGUGGCUGCCCUUCAUGCUAGCAUCGACUUCGUGCCAACCAAGAUACCGCGGAAGAGGAGACUGCAGAUGAUGGUCGUUGCUGUGUGGUCGGUGUUGUUAGUGAUGUCCUGCUUUAUGUUCCUAGUGCUCUGCUCCAUACCGGCGCUAUGGCCGUUCUUGGUCAUGUACCUCAUCUGGAUUUUCUGCAUAGACAAGAGCCCAGCAUACGGAAACAAGCUCACUCCAUGGUUCCGGUCCUUGAAGAUCUGGCAGUAUUUUGCAGAAUAUUACCCUGCGUCGCUCCUGAAGGAGUGCGACCUACCCGCUGACCGCCCAUACGUGUUCGGGUACCAUCCUCACGGUAGUUUCGUUUCGGGCGCACUCGCCACCUUCGCUACCGAAGGCGAGUCCACCGGCUUCUCCAAAGCUUUCCCCGGUAUUAAACCACACUUACUCACCCUCAAUAAUAACUUUCACAUUCCUUUAUAUCGCGAAGUUAUCAUGGCUCUUGGGAUAAGUAGCGUCUCGCGAGAGUCUUGCUCCAACAUUCUCUCCAGCGGCCCAGGUCAGGCAAUAACUAUCGUAGUCGGAGGCGCUGCAGAGAGUUUGAGCGCAAGACCUGGUACGGCCGAUCUAACAUUGAAGCGCAGAUUAGGUUUUAUCAAGAUCGCGAUCCAGCAUGGAGCGGACCUUGUACCUGUGUUUUCUUUCGGCGAGAAUGAUAUAUACAAUCAAAUGCCAAAUGAGAAGGGCACCACGAUAUAUGUUCUGCAGAAGAAAUUCCAGAGUAUGUUUGGGUUCACCCUUCCGCUUUUCCAUGGACGUGGUCUGCUGAAUUAUAACUUGGGCCUGAUGCCGUACCGACGACGGAUUGUGUCAGUCAUCGGCCGACCGAUUCAUGUUCAACGCUGCGAAAAACCGCCGUUGGAGGAGGUCGAAAGAGUGCAACGGAUGUAUAUCGAGGAAUUGACCAGGAUAUGGAACACUUACAAGGAUGAAUUUGCAAAGACACGCUUGAGGGAGCUCAGUAUCGUUGAUUAA
Suillus subaureus is the source of this 1119-nucleotide messenger RNA. RefSeq names its product diacylglycerol acyltransferase-domain-containing protein. Gene Ontology annotation, molecular function: diacylglycerol O-acyltransferase activity. NCBI's taxonomy places the organism in Eukaryota, Fungi, Basidiomycota, Agaricomycetes, Boletales, Suillaceae. The record is from RefSeq and is a predicted model, not a curated record. Gene Ontology annotation, cellular component: endoplasmic reticulum membrane. The transcript is spliced from 13 exons. The coding region runs from base 1 to 1119 and encodes 372 amino acids. Gene Ontology annotation, biological process: triglyceride biosynthetic process.